AUGCCGAUAUCUGAAAGAGAGACACUACCAUCCACCACACGCGCCUCCUGGCAAGCACCAGCCCUCAAACGGUGCCAACGAUCGCCGAAAGUCUACAAGACCCCUGAGCCCGGUCGCACCGCUACUACCACCUUGGACCAAUCCGCACACUCUCCUGACGCCGUUAUCCCCUCUAAAGGCUGUGCCACCAAGAAAACCGGCCUAACAGGAAGACGUACCGGCAGGGGCCUCCCUUCUCUUGUCUCUCUCGCUCAAGCUGCGUCUCCUCGACCUCGACCCAGAGUCCUUGACCUACAUCACCCUCGCUUCCCACCUCGACCUCGACCUGCCUCUGCUGCUACGGCAAUCAAAGACACACCUCCACGAGCACGCAACCUCCACAACACUUACCACCAACCUAGCUGCCAAAGGACAGCCUACACGUACCUCCUCCUCCUCAGCAUUUCUCCUAUUCCCGCUUCUCAUCUGCGGCUUGCUCCCACGGCUCCCAGUCCCUCUGGAAAGCAGACACUGGCGCCCUCCAUCCCACCAGACCAGCUUCACUCGCUGCGCACACACCCAACGAGCGCCACAGCAAAAGCACAGGCGCAGAAGCCGUCGACGCAAUUCGCCAACUACUCUUGA
Molecule: messenger RNA, 624 nt
Organism: Colletotrichum paranaense
Lineage: Eukaryota; Fungi; Ascomycota; Sordariomycetes; Glomerellales; Glomerellaceae
Exons: 2
Coding region: 1-624 (207 amino acids)
Source: RefSeq, a predicted model, not a curated record